Messenger RNA from Phaeodactylum tricornutum CCAP 1055/1, 3378 nucleotides. RefSeq lists its product with no specific name. The transcript has 5 exons. Bases 1 to 3378 code for a protein of 1125 amino acids. Gene Ontology annotation, molecular function: deoxycytidyl transferase activity; damaged DNA binding; DNA-directed DNA polymerase activity. Gene Ontology annotation, biological process: error-prone translesion synthesis; error-free translesion synthesis. Gene Ontology annotation, cellular component: nucleus. Lineage: Eukaryota; Bacillariophyta; Bacillariophyceae; Surirellales; Neidiaceae. The record is from RefSeq and is a predicted model, not a curated record.
AUGGUGAAACCGCCCAAAACGAUGCAGCCCGAAGCCGUGGACCUCACGAAAACAGGACGAGCGGCAGGCAAAGCCUUUCAGGAAGACACGUUUCAUCUCUACAUGGCUCGAAAAAUUGAUCUGCAACGCCAGCAAAUGGGUCUCGUGUUGCCUCCGGCGCCGGAUGACGCUCUGGGGACUGUCCAAGCGCCGAGCACACCGCUGCGAGACCGACAGGUACACCGAUACAUCCCACGCGAGGAUUCUGGGUCGCCUCACAAGAGAAAUAUUUCGGUGCAAUUCUCUCCCAGUGUCGUGGAUAACGCCAAGCCACCUCGUGUCCAGAAACGCCCCCGCUCGUCGUUGGGCUUGACUUCUGUCCUGAAACGUCUUCAACGUCGACACGGAAAACCACGCAAAUCCGGGCGACGAGAGGAAUCGCGACGACAUCGAACCCCUUCCGCAUCCGAACCCACCGUUCCUUUACUAUCCCAAACGUGCGGCGACCUUGAUGUUUUAGUCGAAACCAACACAACAGAGUCCGGAACGAAUUUGUCGAACAGUGCGCAGACCCCCGAGACAUGCCGUAUACCCGAAUCGGGCUCCAUCCCCACUUUCCGGACGGACGCGGCCAUGGACCCUAAUAUCUCGCCACCAUCCGUGUCGCCGCCAGUGGGACGUAGAUCACGACCGGAUCUGUUCUUUUACGGAAUAUGUGUGCUGGUGAAUGGAUACACAAAUCCCGAUACGGAGACUUUGCAACGAAUCUUGCACCGACACGGAGGCGACUUGGAAAAGUACGAAACCUCACGCAUUACCCACGUCAUUGCCGAACACCUGUCGACGGCGAAAGCCAACAUGUACAAACGACGUAAGCGCAAUCCCGUACCGGUCUGCCAUCCGUCCUGGAUCACCGAUUGUGUCCGAGCCCAAAAGCUUUUGCCCUACGCCGAGUAUUUGCUGCCCGAAAUUCGGGACCAAAACGAAGGAAUGUCAUCGAUUGCGACGCUUUUUCGCCAGAGUCCCGCGGACACGAAACCAGUAACUGUUAUGAUGGGUCCUGUAGACUUCAAUCGCCGAGGAUUGCACGAGUCCACUCACACUACUGUCGAGCGUCCGAAUUCGUGUGUCGAAACAGUCAAGCCGGACGACUCUUCUAAUGACAAAGGACCAAUGAAGCCCCUUCAGUUACAACAGACAGAUGGAAAAUAUAUCAAUGGACAAAUCCGAACGGUUGGGACGGAUCCAGACUUUCUCACCUCCUUUUUCGAAAAUUCCCGUCUGAGUUUCAUUGGUAGCUACAGACAGCGCGUCAUUACGCGUACCAGUCCCGCGAAACAAAGCCGUUCCUUAGACUCCCGACGAUUCGUCAUGCACGUCGAUAUGGACUGUUUCUUUGCUUCGGUAGUGCUCCGAAAAUUUCCUGAGUACCGAGACAAGCCCGUCGCCAUUUCUCACAACGGCCAAUCUGACGAUUCAUCUCGAACCAACGGAGUCCUUCAAGUCUCGAAAGACUCAACAUCAGAGUGUGCGACUUGCAACUACGAGGCACGAAAGUAUGGCAUCAAGAAAGGCAUGUACUUGGGACGUGCCAAGAUUUUGUGUCCAGAACUCGUCGUCCUACAAUACGAUUUUGACGGUUACGAGGAAGUUGCGGAGCAAGUCACAGAUAUUCUGUUUGAGCAUGCGUCCAGAUUUGACGGAACCGUGGAACAGGUCUCUUGCGACGAAUCGUAUAUCGAGUUGUUUUUAUCGGACGAUCCCACCGUUACAGCUCAGGAGCAAGCCGCAUCGUUGGCCGAGAUGAUUCGGCAGCAGAUUUGGGAAGCUACACAAUGCACUGCAACCGUUGGUGUUUCCAAGAACAAGCUUCUGGCCAAGCUUGCUACGGAUAAAGUCAAACCAAAUAGGUCUCACUUGGUCGAGAGCCACCGAGAACUGCUGCAGGACCUGGAGCUUCGAUGUCUACACGGAAUAGGUUAUAGAACGGAUCGAAAGCUGGCCGGAGAGGAAUUGGUAACGAUUCAGGAUGUCUGGAAUCUUGGCGAUCACGCAGAAAGUGAGCUGUCCCGAAUUUUGGGCCCGGGAUUGGGAAAGAAAAUCUUUGGUUUCUGCAAUGGAGAGGACGAUCGACCUGUACAAGCAGCUGAGCGAAAAACGAUCGGGGCUGAGAAUCGAUACUCGCUAGUGUGCUCAACCUAUCCCUUUUUCGUGUACAAGUGUAACUACGGUGUUCGAUUUGAUGGACCAUAUGGAGUCGACUACAUGAUAGAUGGGUUGGCAAAGGAAGUUUCGAAACGGAUGGAGAAUGUUGGGACGAAAGGAAUACGUGUGACCUUAAAAAUUAAGCAGAAAAAAGCUGCUGCUCCGCCACCGCCGAAAUUUUUGGGUCAUGGGAGUUGCCACAACCUAUCCAAGAGUAUUGAUACACGAAAUAGUGUGCCGACAAGAGAAUGGGCGGAAAUUUCACAUCUUUGUCAAGCUAUGUUUGUUGAGCUUCAGGUAGAUUUAGAGGAUGUGCGUGGCAUGGGAAUAGUUUUGAGCAAACUGACACCGGAUAUGGGAACAGCAUUGAAGAUGCCUGACUCAAACCAGUGUAUGAGGAAAUGGUUUCAAUCCGUACCCGACACAAAUAGGAAUUCUUUUUCCACAUUCGAUGGAGAUGACUUAAAAGGGUUAAUUGGGAAGCAACAACAUUUUUCGGAGGAGCAGGCGAGGGAUGACGAUCUUGGAAUCCCCACGACGAAGGAUGGCAUUGUAGUACUUUCUUCCACACAAGAUUCAGUACAGGUCGUGGACGACACGAUUGCCAGCCAUUUGAGGAACAGAGAUGAGGACUUUGAUUGUGAUAUUGCUAUUCCUACUCUCAGUCAAAUUCAUAUGAGUCAAGUUGAGUUGUUGCCGAGUUCUAUGAAGAAGCAAAUUAUGGCUCAGCUAGAACAGAAACGAAACUUAGAAUUUGAAGACACUGCAUAUUUUGAUUCCACAAAGGUAGCUCGCUUUCGUCAGACGGAUGUAAAAAGACAGCUCACGUUCGCCUCUUCGGGUUCACUCCCCACAGUUUUCCGGUUAGCUGCGGUCAAGUCUGGGGAAGACUCUCUCGCCGAUACUUUAGGGGGUGCUGUCUCCUUGACUCAGUUUGGUACCCUUCCGUUAAAGAUGCAGCUACAAAUUGCGAACAACGAUGGCUGUUCAGUAGGCCUUGUGUCGCCGAGACAAAAGGCCCACAAAGCUGUCCUCCGCGAAGAAGCUCAGGUAGCGGUAGAAAGACAGAAGCGAAGAUCAUCUGCGAUUAGGACGAUGCAGGCCGAUCAGUCCAUGGCGAUAGCGAGUAGGCGUGAGACCGUGAAAUCCUCGACCGCACCGCAGACAGCAUGGAAAAAAGUACAGAGGCGGUGA